UGAAUCAUUCUGUGACGAAUCAAGAAGGAAGUAACUGGGUUACGCAGGUCUGAAGAUCUUUUGCAAUUUUUUAACCACAGAACAACCUCAAGAUUGCAUGCCAAGAUAGUCAAAUAUUAGUCAACAAGAAGGGAGUUGUGAUAAUUCAGUGCUCUAUACUUGGGACUUUAAUUGCAACAUAAAAUGAAGAAUUCUCGUAAGGAUAAUGGCAAAUUGGCUCGAUCGGUUCCAGUGAUAAUAUUAAUAUGUCUCCUUCUGAUCAUCUUGGCGGUAGCAAUUUCAUUCAUCAUAAUUAAUGUAUGCAUGGAAAACAAACUGAAGGAUAUCGAAAUAGAAAAUAGGUCACUGAAGAUUAGGUUUCAGAAUUUAAUGACCAACCACAGUGAAUUAAUGACGUACAACAAUGAAUUAAACACCAGCCACAGUAAAUUAAUGACCGACUUCAAUAAACUAAAUACCAACCAAACUAAAUUAAUGACCAACUACAAUGAACUAAAUACCAACUACAAUGAAUUAAUGACCAGUCACAGUAAAUUAAUGACCACCUACAAUAAACUAAAUACCAAAUACAGUAAAUUAAUGACUAACUACAAUGAACUAAAUACCAACUACAGUAAAUUCAUGAUCAACUACAAUGAAGUAAGUACCAACUACACAGCAUUAGAUGAUAAGGUCAAGAAAUUUGCAAAGGAUGUUCGUGAUGGUAUAAUUUCUCUUCACCCCUCGGGCUGGAACUGUACUUCUUUCCGAAAGAGCGUCUACCAUUUCCCAACUGAUUCAAGUAAUUGGGCAGAUGCCAAUAUUACUUGUGCCUCCAUGUCCUGCUGCUCACUUGUGAUUGUAGAUGAUUCAGCUGAACAGGAAUUUAUAAAAAAUUAUGACAAAGAGAAACGGUGGAUUGGGUUGCAAAAAGAUGGUGCUGGCAAUGACUUUCAGUGGGUAGAUGGAACAUCUCUGGCUACAGCGUUUUGGGCCUCUGACGAGCCAAACAAUGAAAAUACUGAAUUCUGUGUUACUAAGGGCGCUGAGUUCGACCAGGACAAAUGGAACAAUGAGAAGUGCAAUGCAUCUCAUCGCCGAAUCUGUGAAUUCAAACCAGAAUGCUAUGUAAGGAAAAAAUUAGAAACUGUUGAUUAAUUAAAUGCCUCCUGCAUAUUCCUCGUCCCCUCUGCUCCACCUUCAUCAGCUGAAUAUUCAGCCACUCACUACAGGCUGGGAGUGGGGGUGUGUCGGAUGUAUGAAGGAUGUUGAGAGGUUUCUCACUGGGGAACUAGGGAGCUUUCUGUGGAGAAUCUAUCCCUCACUCGGUAUCCAUCCUAAGGCCCCCCCCCGGGUGGCCGAGGGAGGCUACGAUCGUCUUGCCUGACAGUGAACCAUGAAACGAUGCCUUCAAUUCUCCUCUGCUCUCUCCUCUCCCUCACGCUUUCUCUCCCUCAAUC
Molecule: messenger RNA, 1439 nt
Organism: Callorhinchus milii (elephant shark)
Lineage: Eukaryota; Metazoa; Chordata; Chondrichthyes; Chimaeriformes; Callorhinchidae
Product: C-type lectin domain family 4 member M
Exons: 6
Coding region: 184-1137 (317 amino acids)
Biological process (GO): biological process involved in interspecies interaction between organisms
Cellular component (GO): external side of plasma membrane
Molecular function (GO): carbohydrate binding
Source: RefSeq, a predicted model, not a curated record